AUAGACACAUCGCUUGUUCAUUCAACCGUAUCGUGUUUUGAGUUCUUUGGAAUUACUAUAACUUAACAUUUUCAAAAUGAAAUUCUUGGUACUUGUAGUAGCUGUUUUCGCAGUAUGCGCUGCUGUUGAAGAGAAAAAAGAAAAGAGAGGUCUCUUAGGCUUAGGCGAUCCACUUUUGGACGGCCACGGAGGACUAGAAUUGGCCCCAGCCCCUAUUUUGGCUAAAGCACCAAUCUACAGCAGCUACUCCGCACCAAUCAUCAGUAAAACCAUCGCUGAACCAAUUUACUCUGCACCUUUGAUCUCCAAAUCAAUCCUUCCAGCUCCAAUCUCCUACUCCGCUCCCCUCUCCUACGCUGCACCUCUCUCCUACUCUGCUCCUCUCUCCUACUCUGCUCCUGUCUCCUACUCCGCCCCAGUCAUCAGCAAAUCCUACGCCGCUCCUAUCCUUUCCGCCCCUAUCUUGAAAUCCGCUCCACUUUUAUCCGCUCCCUUAAUCGCUAAAUCUUACUCAGCACCUUUGUUAUCCGCUCCCAUCGCUCAUGCUGCUCCCAUCUACUCAGCUCCCGCUCCAAUUUUGAGCAAAUCUAUCUCCUUAGCGGCCCCUAUCUCAUACGCUGCUCACGCUCCGAUCUCAUACGCAGCUCCUAUCGCCCAUGCUGCUCCCAUCUCUUAUGGAGCUCCUCUCUCAUAUGGACACGGGUUGGACUUAGGAUAUGGAAAACUCUACCAUUAAACAUAAAAAGUGAUAUUGUUUACCUUGUUUAAUUUAUGUUAUAGUUUCGUUUACAAUGUAAAAUUAUGUAAAUAAAC
Molecule: messenger RNA, 813 nt
Organism: Diabrotica balteata
Lineage: Eukaryota; Metazoa; Arthropoda; Insecta; Coleoptera; Chrysomelidae
Source: the annotation of a GenBank genome assembly